GUCUUUGAAAUACAGAUGAAGAAAAGCUCCUACUGUCUCCAGUGGGCUUUUGUGAGUCAUGUGAAUUGGGCUGUAAACUUUGGAGUUAUUCAUUGACUGCUUAUGAGCACAGUGGAAAAAGGAAGUUCACUUCACACCAUGGUUUCCUUAUUGGGAAGGUCCACAGAGAGCCAGGAGCCCGCAAAUCAUCUCAGCACCUAAAUGAGGCAUUAAGUCUGGUCUGUUGCUGUCUGUCUGAAACUUCCUCAGGGAACAGUCCUAAUAGAAAUGGCAGAAAAGGUGAAUAACUUCCCACCGCUCCCCAAGUUUAUCCCUCUGAAACCGUGUUUCUACCAGAACUUUGCCGAUGAAAUUCCCAUCGAUUAUCAAACUCUGGUGAAGAGAAUCUACCGUGUAUGGAUCUUCUACUGCAUCACACUAGUCGUGAAUAUAAUUGCGUGCCUAGCGUGGUGGAUCGGAGGAGGCUACGGGGUCAAUUUUGGUUUGGCCAUCCUUUGGCUUAUUCUCUUCAGUCCCUGCGGCUACGUCUGCUGGUUUCGACCUGCGUACAAAGCCUUUCGGUCGGACAGCUCGUUUAACUUUAUGGCCUUUUUCUUCAUCUUUGGUGCACAGUUUGUUCUCACGGUCCUGCAAGCAAUUGGUUUCUCUGGAUGGGGAGCAUGCGGAUGGUUGGCAGCCGUUACUUUCUUUAGCACUAAUGUUGCAGCUGCUGUGUUCAUGCUGUUUCCUGCCAUUAUGUUUACAAUGUCAGCAGUCGCGAUGCUCUUCUGCAUUUUAAGGGUACACAAAAUCUACCGAGGGGCUGGUGGGAGCUUCCAGAAAGCUCAGGAUGAGUGGAACAGUGGCACAUGGAGGAAUCCCCCCAGCAGGGAGGCCCAGUACAACAAUUUUUCUGGAAACAGCCUGCCAGAGUAUCCCACGGUGCCCAACUAUCCUCCAGGAAACCAGUGGCCUUAAGCAACAACAGCUGCAAACUGCCUGAAUUCUCUUCUUUUUGGUCUUUUAUUAUUGUUAUUUGAAAAGAUCAUUUGCAUUCCCACCCACCCCCCCAGGGCGUCUUGGGGACUCUUGGUUUUUGUCUCCUUCUCAUCACUGCAGAAGAUGUGUGCUGCCAGCCCAUGCCGCCUCCAGAGCUCUGCACGGCCUUAUCGGAAAGUUUUGUUUUGUGUUCAGUUACCAGUAUUUGCCUUGUCGCAGACUGAAGAACCAACCGUUCACUGCCUUUGCUUGAGGGAGUCCUCUCAUGAUCACAUUGAAAAAGGCUGACUUCUCCACGAUGGUGAACACUACCAGAGUUGCUCCUUCUGCUUCCCCGCUUAGCUUUCAUCAAAUGCAUAGUCCACCACCAAAUCGUCCGUAAUUGUAGUGAACACAAUCCAAACGUUAGUAGCAACUGGUGUUUACUUUCCAGGAUGAAUAAUCUAGAAUAUUUCACUCUGAGGGGAAACAUAGCACUUAAAUUAUUUGGUACCUAGUGAUACUGAAGGUAUUGGUAAAAUCUACAACCUCUUUUGUUUGUGUUCUCUGGUGACGAAUCCUUUAGGUAACAGCACUUGCUCUGGGUGAGUGUUGUUCAGAUGUGAAGUCCAGGACAAUCCUCAUUUGUCUGCCUACAGCUGUUGUUGUGCUAGAAGUCUUGCUUUCCCUGCUGCCAAAAGUUUCUGCUGUAUCUGUGUGCUUCAAAGGUGCAGAUUCAUCUCAUUUGGUUGAUGCUAGCUCGCUAAAAGCCUGAUUCAAAGCCCACUGGAACCUAUUGAAAAACUGACCGAUACUGGGCUUUGGACCUGGCUGCUGGGGUGACGUUCACCCUUUUUCAGGUAGGCAGUACGAGAUCUCUAUGCCAUUUAAAUUCCACUUAUAGGGUGUCAAGAUAUGCUGACCCAAGAAAUUCCCUACUGCAUACUCCUUGCCCUGUUGAAAAACCCUUUUUGCUGGGCUACUAGCCAGUAGCCAGGCGCUAGAUAACUAUUGAUCUCAGUGCUCAGGCCCCAGUGUGAUUUGGGAGGAAUUCUGUUACAAUUGAUAGAUUUAAUUCUGAUUUCCACCAGUGUGGUUAAAAUCCAAACAUUCUACAAUGUGUUGUCUGGUAGACUAAGGGAAGCUUGUUAGUCCUGUUAACGGAUAUUAGCUGUGCAUAACUGGUACCUGUCUGUGUAGCCAGCAGCCCUUUUCUUGCACAUAGGGGCAGGGACGGAGGUUCUCAUCUUUCCCCAAGCAUCAGUUGAAGAGAAGAUAAAGGAGGAUUAUUUUCCCUGAGAAAUAGCAUUAGUCUCGUAGCUGAUCUUCAUCCUGUGCGUUUACAUCAGGACUCCUGUAGGCUGAGCCAUCCAAUUCCCCUGUGUCCUACAGCGAUCCCAGCAGUAAAGGCUGCAAGUUUUCAUCUCCCUUAAGAGCCUGCUGUGAUUCUCGCCCUCCAAACCUGUUAAAAUGGGGGUGUCAGCUCCCAUUAUUUUUAUAGGGAGGGAGUGUUCAGACUCUUCAGCUCUGAACAUUUCAACCAGUGAUUCCCAUGAAGGACCGAGUGCUCCACUUUGGAGACUUGAAAGGCAUCAGGCACCAAAGCCCGCCAGUCCUGGCGGGCUGUAGGGUAGGAUGCUAGAGGUGAUACAGUGUAGGGGGAGUCACUCUAAAUUCGCAUUGAGUAACUGGAAAGCAAAACUGGUUCCUGGAAAGGGUCAGGGAGGUUGUUCUAGCAAGAUGCAGUUGUUUUGCAAGUGAUCUUUUGAAAACUGUCUCUACAUGUGCCUUAUCUAAUAAAGCAUUAGUUCACGAAGGA
This is a messenger RNA of Struthio camelus australis, 2776 nucleotides long. NCBI's taxonomy places the organism in Eukaryota, Metazoa, Chordata, Aves, Struthioniformes, Struthionidae. The record is from RefSeq and is a predicted model, not a curated record.